This is a messenger RNA of Coregonus clupeaformis (lake whitefish), 2901 nucleotides long. RefSeq names its product estrogen-related receptor gamma. Gene Ontology annotation, cellular component: nucleus. The transcript is spliced from 8 exons. NCBI's taxonomy places the organism in Eukaryota, Metazoa, Chordata, Actinopteri, Salmoniformes, Salmonidae. Gene Ontology annotation, molecular function: steroid binding; zinc ion binding; DNA-binding transcription factor activity. The record is from RefSeq and is a predicted model, not a curated record. The coding region runs from base 286 to 1758 and encodes 490 amino acids. Gene Ontology annotation, biological process: regulation of DNA-templated transcription.
UUUUGGUCCCAACCGGCUGGCUGCUGUGCCUGUAGGCUUGUCACACGGAGGACCACUGUGUCUGAUUGCAGUGCUCUGACAGGAACGGAGCAAGAGAGAGGAGAGAGAGAGAGAGAGGAGAGAGAGAGAGAAGAGAGAGAGGAGGACAGGAGAGGAGGAGGAGAACAGAAAAAAAACUUUGAUUUAUAGAGGAGGUUUGCUCACAUUAUGGUGGCAGUGCGCAGAUGGAUUCCGUAGAACUUUCCCUGCCCGAGUGUUACUCUCUACACUCUGAACAAGAGUAGAAUGAACGUAUCAAAGGCCCAGGUUAAUAGUGAAGAUAAGUACGGCAAAUGCGGCAGCGCGUGGAGAAUGCAACAGACUUACGACCUCGACGCCACUCACAUGCGGGACGCACAUGCACUUUAUAACCCAAGGCACCUGUGCAGAAUGUCCAGCAAAGAGCGCCACCUAGAGUCCAGCUGCCCGUCCUACAUUAAGACAGAGCCCUCCAGCCCCGCCUCCCUGGCAGACAGCAUCAACCACCACAGCCCUGGGGGCUCCAGUGACGCCAGUGGCUCCUACAGCUCUACCAUGAACGGCCACCAGAACGGCCUGGACUCCCCCACCCUGUACGGGCCUGGGGCCGGCCCCCUGGGCCCCGCCGGGGCCUCCAAGCGCUACGAAGACUGCUCCAGCACCAUCGGGGAGGACUCACAGAUCAAGUGCGAGUACAUGUUGAACUCCAUGCCCAAGCGGCUGUGCCUGGUGUGUGGCGACAUCGCCUCGGGGUACCACUACGGCGUGGCCUCCUGCGAGGCCUGCAAGGCCUUCUUCAAGAGGACCAUCCAAGGGAACAUUGAGUACAGCUGCCCUGCCACCAACGAGUGUGAGAUCACCAAGAGGAGACGCAAGUCCUGCCAAGCCUGUCGCUUCAUGAAGUGUCUAAACGUGGGAAUGAUGAGAGAAGGUGUGCGGCUGGACCGGGUGCGUGGGGGCAGACAGAAGUACAAGCGCCGGAUAGACGCUGAGAACAGCCCUUACCUCAACCCUCAACUGGCCCUGCCUCCCAAAAAGCCAUUUCCCUUUGGCUGCCUUGCAGAUAACAAGAUCGUGUCACACCUGCUGGUAGCUGAACCAGAGAAGAUCUAUGCCAUGCCAGACCCCACCGUCCCCGACAGUGACAUCAAGGCCCUGACCACGCUGUGUGACCUGGCUGACAGAGAGCUGGUGGUCAACAUCGGCUGGGCCAAACACAUCCCAGGUUUCUCCACACUGUCGCUGGCAGACCAGAUGAGUCUACUGCAGAGUGCAUGGAUGGAGAUUCUGAUCUUGCGUGUGGUGUACCGUUCGCUGUCCUUUGAGGAUAAGCUGGUGUAUGCUGAGGACUACAUCAUGGACGAGGACCAGUCCAAGCUGGCAGGACUACUUGAUCUCAACAACGCUAUACUGCAACUGGUGAAGAAAUACAAAGCCAUGAAGCUGGAGAAGGAAGAGUUUGUUACUCUCAAGGCUGUCGCUCUGGCUAACUCAGACUCCAUGCACGUAGAGGACAUGGAGGCGGUGCAGAAGCUCCAGGAUGUACUCCAUGAGGCCCUACAGGAUUACGAGGCAGGCCAGCACCCGGAGGACCCUCGUCGGGCAGGCAAGCUGCUGAUGACCCUGCCCCUGCUCCGCCAGACCUCCACCAAGGCCGUGCAGCACUUCUACAGCAUCAAGCAGGACGGCAAGGUCCCCAUGCACAAACUCUUCCUGGAACUGCUAGAGGCCAAGGUCUGAUUGGCCAACCACGUCCACCACCUCCGAAAUGUCAAUCAGUCACACACAGGCUCCUCCCAUUGACCCCCUGAAACCCCACAUGACACCUGAACCUCCCAAACUCGCCGCCCACUGAGAAAGAUGGGCGGGACUAACCUCUGAACUUUAACCCUUGACCUCUGUGCGUUAGGGGAGACACUGACACUGAGACGAGACCUCUGCUGGAGGGUCGUCUGUGUAUAACCUAUAACCAAGUCAUAAACCAGCUACCAUAACAACGGCACUGUAAACUAUUGACUAUCGACCACGUGUCACUUAUACAUAUAAGAAGGAUUAACGAUGUGAUUAUUGACUAUUGACUGAUGAAAAUAUUGAAACAAGGAAAGAAAGAGAGAGAGAGACACUGCUCUGGUUGUCUCAGCAGCAGAUAAACUGUAACGCUUCUUCUUCUCAGUUUCCCAACCCAGUUUUUACAGGACAUGCUGUUGCAGAAGAAAAAAUUAAAUUAACUAAUACUUUUUGUUGAUGAUUUUCAUGAAGAAAUGUAUAACGGAGAAGAUAGGAGGAGAGGAGACUUGCCUUGCCAAAGGAUGGAGAUCCAUUCAGUGGAUGUCCAGUCCCCAACACCUCAUCUGAUACACCCCCACCCCCCCUGGAACCAGUGCAGUCUGAGGAACAGUCUUUCCCUCACUCUGUAGUCUGGCCUCCUUAACUACAGCGUUAGAACACACACACACAAAGUUCCCACAUGCCAGCCUAUCAGAUCGUUGUCAUCACCCCCAGCCUUCCCUUUGGGUUUGUCAUUUUAAUCACUUACGGCCAUUAGACUUCCUCUUUACCCUUUUCUGUCGUCUUCCAGAGGGUUUUUACAGACAAGACGUAGUGGUUUGAUUAUUAUUGUUACCUUUUCAGGGAGACGGUGAAGCUUUAGUCACUCAUGCAAUAUCAAUGACAGGUACAGGAGUGCUGAAGGGACAGACUCACAUAUUUAUGCUUAUGUUGGAACUUUUUGGUCUUAUUUUUAUUGAAAUUAAUAAGGGUGUAAAUAUAUGAUUCGGUCAUCAUAUAUGGUCUAUGAUUAUUUUGUUUUGUUUAUAUUGUGUUAAUAAGAAAUCAAUCAAUAUAUGUUUCUUUCUAUCAGCUUUACCACUUUCAGAAAUUAUA